Messenger RNA from Epinephelus lanceolatus (giant grouper), 1597 nucleotides. RefSeq names its product tubulin polyglutamylase complex subunit 2 (gene tpgs2). Gene Ontology annotation, biological process: protein polyglutamylation. The record is from RefSeq and is a predicted model, not a curated record. Lineage: Eukaryota; Metazoa; Chordata; Actinopteri; Perciformes; Serranidae.
AGCUGAGUUCUGUGGAGAGAGGUGAACGGUGCAGUGCAGAUACCUGCAGAGGAUGCUCUCAGGGUUUUCUACAAAUUUGUGAUUGCGGUCUUCCAAAUGGAAGAGAUAAAAGAUAGCUUGGCAUUUAAAGGUGUGGCUGAGAGACUGACGCUUGGCAUUACUCGAAUACUCGAGAACAUGCCUGGUGUGGUCGAUGUGCGUUUUGUAGAGAGGGAGCCUGCAGAGAAGAGGAGCCUGCUGUCGUGGGAACAGAAAAACACUUGUAUUUUGCCAGAGGACCUGCGAGAUUUCUAUCUGACCAUUGAUGGGUUUACACUAACCUGGAGCAUUAAACUAGACAACGAGUGUGUUCCCCUUGGGUGCAUGAUGAUUAACAGUGUGGCCAGGCUGUGCCCACUCCUUCAACCAGUAUCAUUAUUCUCCCUACCCAAUGCACCCUCACUGGCCGACCUGGACUGGGAGGAGAGCAACACAGAGAGUGGGACGGGGCAUGCUCCUGCUGCACCCCAUUUUGAUGCCCGGAGCCGCAUCUUCGAGCUGGAUUCCUGCAGUGGGAAUGGCAAAGUGUGUCUAGUCUACAAAAACUGCACUCCAGGUGUGGUAGCCCAGCAGAGUGAAAUUUGGUUCCUUGACCGCUCUCUAUGUUGGCAUUUCCUGACGGCAACCUUCACCUCCUACUACCGACUGAUGAUCACCCACCUGGGUCUGCCUGAGUGGCAGUACGCCUUCACUCCAUAUGGCCCUAGCCCCCAAGCCAAACAGUGGGCAUCGCUGUACCAGCCACUGACUUUCAGCAGUGAGCUCAGCUUGGCUGAUCCUGUUGGAGAUUCCCAUCUCAACAAGCUGGAUCCUACAAAGGCCUUCAAAGGCAAAGUUAAGACACCCGUCCCUAAGAAGAAGCAGUCGACACAGUGUAGCCAAGGGAGCACUGCAAAGAGCCAAGGCAGCACUGGAAGACACGGCGGAGGAAAGCGGUGAGAUUGUUCCCAUCCAAGGAACUUUGCUGUCUAUACAACCAACACAGCUUAGAGGAGCAGCCUGCGAUUCCAUCACUGGCUGGAUUUGGCGUGUUAGCCUCUCUACGCUCCAUGGGAGCAUGUUGUCCCAAACUAAGUUUGGAAUGCUGCAUGUCUGCAUAGAUACAUAACCAGCAUUUUUUAUCAGCUUAACACAAGGCUAAAGUGGCUCCAGCUGGUGCAGGCAACCUGGCGUGUGUAAAGAUGUUUCUAACCUUGUGUAUGUUAAAGAUUUCACACAAUAAGAGCAAUUUUUUUCCGAAACACAUGGAACAUUGUGAUAAGACUAAUAUUUUUUUGUUUAUCUUUCACAGUUAAGUGUUAGUGAUGGAGAAAUGAGGCAUGCUAAAGCACUGAGGUUUACCAGCCAAGUGCAUCACCGAUAGAUUCAUUAUUCAAAGCCUUGUUUGAUAGUGUUCACCAGUAACUUAAAUCAGACAAUUCAUAAAAAAUGAUCAUGCACUGUUGACAUGUGACAAAUAAUCAGGGCAUGUUGUGAUAAACUGUACCACUGCUGUAACCCAUGAGAAGGACCCAUCAAUACUCAAUAAAGACACAGUUUAUAUCUGUAGUUAUCAUAA